This is a messenger RNA of Colletotrichum fioriniae, 495 nucleotides long. Lineage: Eukaryota; Fungi; Ascomycota; Sordariomycetes; Glomerellales; Glomerellaceae. The record is from RefSeq and is a predicted model, not a curated record.
AUGAUCGCCGCAUUGCUCCGUUGCAUCCUGUCGCUCAAGGACAUUGAAGGUAUCAAUGUCAGCACCAUCUGGGCAAUCAGAGAGACUAUGUCCGUCAUUCAGUUCGUUGGAAUCAUCGCCGUGAACGCAGCCUGCAUCAGACCAUUGUUCUCUUCCUCACAUUGGUUGAGGUCUACCAAGGGCAGCAGCGGAGCCAACCAGAAGUACCCCGGCUCGGGUGACAGAUACGGUCAUCAAUUAGUCACGAUAGGAGGUGGAGGGCAAAGUGCCGAUCGAUCUGGAUUGCCUGCAAAGAGACGAUACAACAAGUACAACAUGACGGAGUUGGACAACAACUCGAGCGAAGAGCAGAUUGUGAAAUCGUCCGACUCAGCCAACUGGCCUCAAAAUGGUGGCCGCGACGGUAGUCUGAACAGCAAAUCAAGUGGGCAGCACGGGCAUGGAGGUAUCGUUGUCACAACGACAUAUGAGGUGAAGCCAGAAAACAAAGUCUGA